AGCACUUCAGUCUGCAGCUGAUAGGUUGUCAGCCUCUACCAACCUACUUGCGCAUCGAUUGGUCCACCCGGUUCUUCACUAGGUUCUCAUUGGCUUUUCAUGAUGGUAGUUCACUGUCGCCACAUGCUCGUUUACUUUAGAAUGAAUACAGAUUUGGGGAUUUUUUCGUUGGUCAUUUGAAUCAGGAGUCAGAGCGCCAGGGACUCGGAGCAUCGCUUGGCCACACCGCUGAAGAGAGAAUGAUGGAAUUUUGUUUCGGCAGCACAGUGGCCUGAGGAUAAUUAUCUGCCAGCUGAGAUUAAAGAAAAAAGAGAUACGUAGGGUAAAGAUGUUUUGCACGAAGCUGAAAGAUCUGAACAUUUCUGGAGAGUGUCCAUUCUCCAGCCUCGCCAAGAAGAGUGAGUCUGGAGACUUUGAGGAUUGCUCCAGUGACGCCGCGGAUAUAUUGCCUAUUUCUAAGGAUGUGCCAGAGAAAAGCGGCGAAGAUCUACCCCCUCAGAGACUAUCCAGAUUGAAAGUUAACCUUCAUUCACUUGGAGAAAGCAUCCAAAAACUGGCUAAUCCCGAGUUUCAAAGACUGCACACUGCUCUCGAUCGAAUAGUGAAUCCUAAAAUACACACGAGAGACAACGAAAGCCUAGAAACAUGCCCAUGCUCUUGUGACAAACCAGAACAUCUACUACACAUAAUGACGGAGUACUCCACCAAAACAGGGAUCCCAAUGGAGGCGGUGCAAGAGGCGUUGGGGGAGGAGCUCUUCCGGAUGUGCUACGAGGAGGACGGCCACGUGCUGCGGGUGGUCGGCGGCGCCCUCCACGACUUCCUCAACAGCUUCAACGUCCUGCUGAGACAGAGCAGCGGCGGGUCCAAACGGUCGCGCUCCGACUCUGACGCCGCCGCUGGCGGCGGCCCGGGGGGCUCAGCCCGCCACGAACCCUCGGUGCUGUGCCUGGACAAGGACCCGGGCCUGCUCACCGUGUACUACUUCAACCCCCAGCCCAUCACGGAGCUCUUCUUCCCUGGCGUGAUCCGUGCGGCCGCCCGGGUGCUGUACCACACCGGCGUGGAGGUGGCGCUCACGGACCCGGCGGGGGCCGGCAAGGACUGCAUCCUGCAGGCCAGCCCCCAGCACAGCCUGCGCUACACGGUCGUGGUGAAGGACGCCCGGAGCCUCAGCCCCAGCCCGCUGAGGGCCACCUCGGCCGGGACCUUCCCCGGCUCCCUGUUCUGCACCACCUUCCCCUUCCACCUGCUGCUGGACCAGGACCUGCUGCUGCUGCAGAUCGGACACGGCCUCCGCAAGAGGCUCCCCCGCAGGGAGGGCCCGCCGAGGCGGGCCACCUCCUUCCACGAGCACUUCUGCAUCGUGUCGCCCCGGAUCCGGUGCUCCUUCCAGGGCAUCCUGACCAUGCUGAACACACAGUUCAUCAUCCGGAUCAGGCACACGGACGGCUGCAGCGCGGACGGCAAAGGGAAGCCGAUGGACCUGAAGGGCCAGAUGAUCUUUGUGUCCGAGUCCAACGCCGUCCUCUUCCUGGGCUCCCCAUGCGUGGACAAGCUGGAGGAGCUGACGGGCCGCGGCCUGUACCUCUCCGACAUCCCCAUCCACAACGCCCUGCGCGACGUGGUGCUGGUCGGGGAGCAGGCCAAGGCCCAGGACGGCCUGAAGAAGCGCCUGGGGAAGGCCAAGACGGCGCUGGAGCACGCCCACCAAGCCCUGGAGGAGGAGAAGCAGAGGACGGUGGACCUCCUGUUCACCAUCUUCCCGGGCACCGUGGCCCAGGAGCUGUGGCAGGGCCACACGGUGCAGGCCAAGAAGUUUGACCGCGUCACCAUGCUGUUCUCCGACAUCGUGGGCUUCACGGCCGUGUGCUCGCGCUGCACGCCCAUGCAGGUGGUUACCAUGCUGAACGAGCUCUACACUCGCUUUGACCACCAGUGUGGGGAGCUGGACGUGUACAAGGUAGAGACUAUUGGCGAUGCUUACUGUGUAGCAGGUGGCUUGCACAAGGAAAGCGAGAUGCACGCGUUCCAAAUAGCACGCAUGGCGUUGAAGAUGAUGGAGCUAUCCAACGACGUUAGGACUCCCACGGGAGAUACCAUUGAGAUGCGCAUCGGCCUCCACACGGGGUCGGUGCUGGCCGGCGUGGUCGGGGUCAAGAUGCCGCGCUAUUGCCUGUUCGGCAACAACGUAACAUUGGCCAACAAGUUUGAAUCUGGAAGCCAACCGAGUAAAAUCAACGUCAGCCCCACUACUUACGGACUGCUGAAGGACUGCCAGGGGUUUGUCUUCAUUCCAAGGAGCCGACAGGACCUUCCGGCCAAUUUUCCAGACGAUAUCCCUGGUGUUUGUUACUUUCUGGAGCCCUCUGAUAAUAUCCCCGGCGGUGGCGGUGAUUUUAUGAAUGACUGUCUGCAGAAAGAGCUGGAGCACAACACCACCACCACCACCACAACCACUACAAACUGAAACUGAAACUGAAACUAGCAAAUUAACUAUUAAUGAAUUCCGAGUAUGUGUUUUCAGUUUUUUGUUUUGGAGCUACCAAUUAGACGACGAGGGUGUUUAUAUUUUAAAGCAUCGGUAUAGGUUUGUUGUUUUAAUAACUUGUAGAACUGUAUGUACAGUCCGGAGAGAGAGAGAGAGAGAGAGAGAGAGAGAGAGAAUUUAAAUUAAACACAACCUCUUUGUGAUCAUCAUCAUGGCUGCCAUCAAGAAGAAGGAUAUCUUGAAGUUAUUUUUAUUCCUUAACGUAGUCAACCAUGAAUAUGAAGUGCAAAAAAGCAGGUCAAGUGUCGUAUUUUGUCAUUUGACAUGCAUCUAUUUAAAAAAAACAUCUCUUUUCAAAUAUUGUGUUGUCACAAAAUCCCUAAAGAAUCCAGAACUGAUCUCUAAAUAUAGAGGACCAGGAAAUAUAAUAACUACAUUUCCUGUGAAAGUGAACAUUUGGAUAGAUUUAGGGGUUCACCUAUGACCAUUACAUUCCAGUAUUCACGUCUCCUUUCCUCUGCAAGUUGACGCAGAACAGAUAAACUCAAGGUGCCUUAUGGGAAAUGUCAGCUGUAGCAUGGGACAAACACACCCCUUCCUCUUUGUAUUACUGUAUACGUGCAUUUUCUAUUCUUCAUAGCUAGGGAUAAGGCUAAUGCAUUGUGUACAUUAACCCUUGUGAUACAUAUGUAUAAAUGUCAAGUAUAUGUUUUUCAACGUUUUUGUUGUUUUUACAGCACAGUAUGCAUUCUUAAACUCAUGUUUAAAAGAUCCAAAUCAUUCCAAAAUACACACCCUAGGCACAAUAUAUAUAUAUGUAUAUAUAUAUAUGUGUGUAUGUGUCCUAGUGUGUUUUUGUAAUUGUGUAAUUGCACAUUUUCCAAAAACAUACGACAACCACACAGAAGAAAACAAUGAAUGUUAUAAGACGUGUAUGGAAUUUAAAGUAUUAAUAUUAUUAUAGUUUGUAAUGUAAUCAAAGCACAAUAAAUAUUACAAUGACAAUACUUGCUUUA
Molecule: messenger RNA, 3507 nt
Organism: Gadus macrocephalus (Pacific cod)
Lineage: Eukaryota; Metazoa; Chordata; Actinopteri; Gadiformes; Gadidae
Gene: gucy1a1
Product: guanylate cyclase 1 soluble subunit alpha 1
Exons: 8
Coding region: 329-2470 (713 amino acids)
Biological process (GO): response to oxygen levels; cGMP biosynthetic process
Cellular component (GO): guanylate cyclase complex, soluble
Molecular function (GO): guanylate cyclase activity; heme binding
Source: RefSeq, a predicted model, not a curated record